Eremothecium gossypii ATCC 10895 is the source of this 1911-nucleotide messenger RNA. Its product is annotated as putative hydrolase. NCBI's taxonomy places the organism in Eukaryota, Fungi, Ascomycota, Saccharomycetes, Saccharomycetales, Saccharomycetaceae. The coding region runs from base 1 to 1911 and encodes 636 amino acids. The record is from RefSeq and is marked provisional. Gene Ontology annotation, molecular function: monoacylglycerol lipase activity. The transcript has a single exon.
AUGUUUAGCCGUUAUUGGAAGGAUCCCAGUCGCGAGUCCAAGGUACUGCUGGAAAGCGGGAAUCAUGUGCUGCUAUACAAUGAUCAGCGGGGCAUCUCACAGGGUGAGGUUUUUCGCUACAUUAUCAAAGUAGAUAAGGCGCAACUCGAUGCCAAGACCAAGAUCGAAGAGCUGGUUCUGAGAAUUAAGAACGUUGAGUCGCCGUUAUUGAGGCCUAUUUAUUUGACUGGGCCGUAUUCUGUCUAUGCGGAGGUCCGGCCGUACAAUUAUGACGAGAACACAGCCUUCCAGGGCGAUGAUUUGCAAUUUAUCAGUGAUUUGAAACCGGACGAGGCAUUCAGCGCUACGCUGAAACUAAAUGGCGACUCGCAGGUCGGAGAAAGUACAGUCUAUUCAUGGACGGUGGACGUGCUGUCGCAGAUGACAUUGAUGGUGGACCACCCUAUUUUGGUCCGCCUAAGCAUUGGCAACACACGGAGUAUCGUGAAGGCAGCGAUGAAAACUCCGGCCAGGGCUGUUGAGCCAGUGAGCGGCUUCACAGUCGAGAUUCAGGAUACUAUGACGGUGUGGAACGAGCCGCCUCUGUUUCCCGAGCGCCCUGUGCACUUGGUGAUAGUGACGCAUGGCAUAUUCUCCAAUAUUGGCUGCGAUAUGCUAUACCUACGGGAUAGGUUGAAGAAGUGCGCCGAUGCGGUGGAGGAAAACUGCAAUCAAAAUGUGGUAGUUCGGGGCUACCAUGGCAAUAUAGGUAAGUCGCAUAAAGGCAUCGAAUACCUGGCUAUGCGUGUAGCGGACUACGUCCUGAAAACCAUUGCGCAAAUGCGCAACGAGUACGUCCUAGACAGGAUUUCUUUUAUAGGGCACUCGCUGGGGGGAUUGGUUCAGACCUUCGCCAUACAGUACAUGCUGGAACGGGAUCCGGGGAUCUUCAGUCCUCAAGCCGGAGGGCUACGCCCCAUGAACUUCAUUGCUUUGGCCAGUCCUUUUCUUGGUGUUAUCGGGGAUUUUCCGCUAUAUGCUACGGUCGCGUUAAAUUUUGGUGCAUUGGGCAGGACAGGUAAGGACCUCAACCUUAAGAAUGAUUUUGCAAUCUCGGAGCUCGUACGGAACCCGAAGCAGGCGUACAAUCGGCGACCAGUCUUGGAAUCGAUCGUUUCAGGGUCUAUGAAAUCGGUGCUUCAGGCCUUUUCCAACCGUACGUUAUACGCGAACGCACUACACGACGGAAUUGUGCCCCUGCGCACCUCAGCAUUACUGUACCUGGACUGGUAUAGUCUUCAAGAGGUCAACCUCAUUGGUGCGCAGGAAGGCGCUGAGACUUUUGACCUCGGGGAGGAAGACCAUGCGUUGAAGCGUUAUGACACAGUAGAGAUACCUCCAGACCUCUCUGAGAAAAAGGACACAAUCCGUUGGUUAUUACCGCGUGCUCUCAUCAAAAGGCGUCAUAAGUGGUAUAAGAGGUCGCAAACGGUUAAACCAGGUAUCGAACAGUUGUGGGACGAAGACAGCGACUACCAUCCUCUAACGAAGGCAUCCGCUUUGAGUUCAGCCGCGAAUAUUCUAGUCGCCCCUCCCCCUACACAGGAUUACUACAAGGAUCCUCAAUCCCGGACUGACUACAUAUUCCACGACAAACGUUACUCCCCUGAAGAGUUGCCGCCAGCGUACUAUCGCAACAGAGAACUGUUGAAGAAAAUACUAUACCCGAACGACAAGGUUCACAGGACGCAAGAAAAAAUCGCCAGAGGAUAUCAGGAAUCAAUGAGCUGGAGGAAGGUGCUGGUCAACAUCCAGCCAGAAUCUCAUAAUAAUAUCAUUGUGCGUAGACGUUUUGUUAAUUCGUUUGGGUGGAUAGUAAUUGAACAUUUAGUAAACGAACACUUUGGUCGCCGAGCCUCCCGUUCUGAUUGA